CCAGUAUAAUUUAUUAAUGAUUUUGCGGUCACACUGGGCGACGCACAUUACAAACAUUAUUCAGGUUUUUGUAGGGAAAAAUAUAUAGAAUUACUCCAAAUUUAGCUGUGCAAAGUAUUUAGAGAGCCCACCGAAGAUGUCCUUCUCGUUUCAACCCACAAACACCGGGAUAGGUGGCGCCGCAGCUGCACCCGGUGCUCUUGGUUUUGGCGCGCGUCCGGCGACAACGACGGCUCCUCCUCCAGCCUUCGGAACAGCCACUGCCACCACAGCGUUUGGCGCAGCACCGGCAGCUACACCGGCUUUUGGAGCGGCAACAGCAGCCACUCCAGCCUUCGGAGCAGCUCCGGCUGCGACUCCUGCGUUUGGAGCAGCCCCAGCAGCCACGCCUGCCUUUGGAGCGGCACCGACAGCCACUCCGGCUUUUGGGGCAGCAACAGGUACCACUAGCGCCUUCGGAGCAGCUCCUGCUGCCACCACGGGCUUUGGUGCAGCGGCCACGCAAGCGCCUACCUUUGGAGCCGCUGCACCUGCUGUAGGCACCGUUGCACCCACGUUCUCCUUCGCAACGCCGGCAACUACUGCACCCACUACGGCUCCGCCGGCUUUUGGAUUUGGGACAACUACCACAACUGCUGCCGCUGGUAUUGGAACCUUUGCCUUUGCCAAGCCCCAAGCCACAACGGCAGCCAGUCUGAACUUCAACACCACCACGACGACGGCAACAGCGCAGCCCUUUAAUACAGGAUUAAAAUUGGGAACGACCACCGCCACAACGUCGCUGGGAGGCGGCGGAAUCUUUGGAAAGCCCGCCGGGCAGGCAACUGCCGCUGCACCCUCAACAUUUGUGGGACUGGGCGGCAUUGAUGUAAGUGCAACGCAGCCCAAGUUGGGCGAUAAUAAACAGGAUGGUAUCAAGAUCAGGGAGACUCAAGUGCCUGACGAGAUUGUGAAAACCGUGGAUGCCCUGAAGGUGUACAUUAAGCAGCAGAAGACAACCUCCUCGGAUAUUAGCCGGACUUCCACCUCCAAGUUCAGCAACGUUAGCCACGAAAUCAACAACUUGAAGUGGGCUCUGCGGGAUAUGUCUAAUUCGGUGGAGACCAACAAUCAGCAGAUUCGGCUGUUGCGCCAGGAAACAUCCAAGGCCAUUCAGUCGCUGGAGAUGGCCCAGCGUACGCAGGACACGCCCGCUGGUCUUCAGUUCGAGCACAGUGCUCCGUUCCAGUACUUCCAGUGCCUCGUGGCAAAAUACGAACAAGAUUUGAUAGCGUUGCGCCAGAAAAUUGCUCAUACCGAGAGCCUCAUGCACGCCCUCUCCAACCCCCAGAGCAUUUCUCCAACGGAUAUGAUGCGCUGCUUCCGCCAGCUAAGCGAGAGCUUCAUGUCGUUGGCCGGACGUCUGCAGGAGGUGCACCAGCGUGUGGAGGAACAGAAGGAACACUACCUUAACCUGCGUCGCUACCGAUUGAGGGACGCCACAAAUGUCUUUGAACGGAUCGACAAUCCUCCACUGCCAUUGGUGGAGCCCCAGAGGAUUAGCAGUGGCCCGACGCCUUUCUCCAAUAUCACGGCCAUCAGCAGCCUGAAUAAAUCUUAUACGUCGGCGGCGGCGGCAAAUUCCGCCAGCAAUGCGGCAGCCAAGUAAGAUUGAAUUGUUAGCAUGUUUCAAAUAAAUCGUUAUGUACCAGAGAGAGA
Messenger RNA from Drosophila serrata, 1698 nucleotides. It is a transcript of the gene Nup58, whose product is annotated as nuclear pore complex protein Nup58. Gene Ontology annotation, molecular function: structural constituent of nuclear pore. Gene Ontology annotation, biological process: nucleocytoplasmic transport. NCBI's taxonomy places the organism in Eukaryota, Metazoa, Arthropoda, Insecta, Diptera, Drosophilidae. Gene Ontology annotation, cellular component: nuclear pore. The record is from RefSeq and is a predicted model, not a curated record.